AUGUAGUAAAAUUGUUUUAGUAGACAUCAAAAUUCUAUGUAGUAAAACAAGACAAAAAAAAGUGCAAACAUGGAGCAGUCAAGUGUAAAAACCAGAAAUGCAAUUACCGAAUCCUCGCCAGACCCACAUUUUAUACCUGGGUACACUGGUCACUGUCCCUGUGCAAAGGAAUACUAUGGUAAAUCGUAUGGCGCUAUGACCUAUGACUUAUUGGUUAAUAGAUGUACAUAUCAUUCUCCAAAGUACAUACUCACCGAGGUCAGAGCUAAAAAACCCGUGUACAGUGAUCCCAAUCCAGAAACUUUGCGUAUAUUAGAGGAACGUGAACAUCAACGCGAUGUUAAAUACAGACAUCCGAUAUUGAUAGGUUAUGGUGGUCACUUACCUAAGUACUAUACAAUAGUUGGAAAACGUUUCUUGGCAGCGGCAGAAGAUGGAGUGAUUGCACUAAAUGCUAGAGUCCAUAGCGACAAUUGCCACCGAAGAACAUUAGCGCAUAGAGAUGUGUUGAAUGCCGGGUUAGGUGUUUUCAGAACUAAAACGCACGAGCGAUACAUCACUUCGGCUAAAUAUAGGCCACCAUUGAUGGAAACUACACCCACGUCAGCUACCAUUAAACUUGAUCCGAAACCACCUUGUGAUGGCAAGCGACAAAUUGUUGACACUGGAUAUGCACGGGAGACUCCUAUACCUUACCUGGAUAACAGAGACGUUCAGAAGUACUUAAUGACGGGUUAUGCGGGCCAUGUACCAAUGGCAAGUAGCCGUUUUGGUUUAACUCAAGCUAUCUUAAAUAAGUUCGCUUUGAGAGAUUUCAUUCAUUUACGAGAUAGAAUGCGAGGAUUGGAACCUUGCCCGAAAUGCGAUGGUGCUCUAUUUAAUGCAUGUGAGCCGUUCCAUAAUCCAUGUGCAUCUGAUUAUAUGGCUAGCUUCAAGCAAGAUUUCCUAGUAUAUCCAAAAACAGGUGUUAUGUCGAGCUAUGGUGGUCAUGUUCCUGGUUUGAAUUACUCUCUAGGCGAAACCUACAACAAGGCUAGUAGGAAGGCUAGAACUCAUUUAGGGGAAUGCAAAUUCAAUCUAUAUUAUUGAUUAUUACUCUGAUUUCUGUUGACCCUUCCGUCUAUUCCAUCUAUAAAAAAUACUAUUAAAACUGGACACAUAUUCAAGGCACGAAAAAAAUUCAUAAAAUAGAAUGUGUAUUGAGCAGGUUUUCUGGUCUUAUAUUUUGUAUCAAAUAAAGCAAUAAAAAGUCAUCUUUUGUUA
Teleopsis dalmanni is the source of this 1263-nucleotide messenger RNA. Its product is annotated as UPF0605 protein CG18335-like. The transcript has 4 exons. The coding region runs from base 70 to 1089 and encodes 339 amino acids. NCBI's taxonomy places the organism in Eukaryota, Metazoa, Arthropoda, Insecta, Diptera, Diopsidae. The record is from RefSeq and is a predicted model, not a curated record.